AGGAACUCCAGUCUGAGCUCUCCGCCUGCGACAACAUUCACAGCGAGCAGGAUUCCUCCGCAUACUCCCUCAACCACUCCAAAACGGCGCAAAUUAACACCUGAAAACGGCGUUUGGGAGUUCACGUCAUCCCGUCAGCCUCCUCAAUCCUCGAAUUAGCCUCCAAAAAUGCAUGUGUGAAUAGUUGGAGCGGCUAGUUUGUCCUGGAAAACUCAAGUAAGGUCAUGGCGUCUACAGUGACUCUGGAAGAUGCUCUGUCCAAUGUGGACCUGCUGGAGGAGCUGCCACUCCCAGAUCAGCAGCCCUGCAUUGAACCUCUGCCCUCCUCUCUCAUUUACCAGCCCAACUUCAACACUAACUUUGAGGACCGCAAUGCCUUUGUGACAGGCAUCGCCCGCUACAUCGAACAGGCCACCGUCCACUCCAGCAUGAAUGAGAUGUUAGAAGAAGGACAGGAGUAUGCUGUGAUGCUGUAUACAUGGAGGAGCUGUUCAAGAGCCAUUCCUCAGGUGAAAUGUAAUGAACAGCCUAACAGAGUGGAGAUCUAUGAGAAGACGGUGGAGGUACUUGAGCCUGAAGUCACCAAACUGAUGAACUUCAUGUAUUUUCAGCGGACAGCAAUUGAUCGUUUCUGUGGGGAAAUACGUCGUCUUUGUCAUGCUGAGCGGAGGAAAGACUUCGUGUCUGAAGCUUAUUUGCUCACGCUGGGCAAGUUCAUCAACAUGUUUGCAGUGCUGGAUGAACUGAAGAACAUGAAGUGCAGCGUCAAAAAUGACCACUCCGCCUACAAGAGAGCUGCCCAGUUCCUGAGGAAAAUGUCAGAGCCUUCCUCCAUUCAGGAAUCUCAGAACUUAUCCAUGUUCCUUGCCAACCACAAUAAGAUCACUCAGUCCCUACAGCAGCAGCUUGAGGUGAUUAAUGGAUACGACGAGCUACUGGCAGACAUUGUUAACUUGUGUGUGGAUUACUAUGAAUACAAGAUGUACCUCACCCCCAGCGAGAAACACAUGCUACUCAAAGUGAUGGGCUUUGGUCUCUAUCUGAUGGAUGGAUCCAACAGCAACAUCUACAAACUGGAUGCCAAGAAGAGAGUUAACCUCACCAAGAUUGACAAAUUUUUCAAGCAAUUGCAGGUAGUGCCUCUGUUUGGUGACAUGCAGAUUGAACUGGCCCGCUACAUUAAAACCAGUGCUCACUAUGAGGAAAAUAAGUCCAGGUGGUCAUGUACGUCUGCAGGCAGUAGCCCACAGUAUAAUAUCUGCGAGCAGAUGAUUCAAAUCCGUGAAGACCAUAUGCGCUUCAUUUCUGAGCUGGCUCGCUACAGCAACAUUGAGGUGGUGACGGGUUCAGGGCGUCAGGAGGCCCAGAAGACAGACUCUGAAUACAGGAAGUUGUUUGAUCUAGCUCUGCAGGGCCUGCAGCUGCUCUCUCAUUGGAGUGCUCAGGUCAUGGAAGUGUAUUCCUGGAAAUUGGUGCACCCCACCGACAAAUACUCCAACAAAGAAUGCCCAGACAAUGCUGAGGAGUAUGAACGUGCCACCAGAUACAACUACACCAGCGAGGAGAAGUUUGCGUUGGUGGAGGUGAUUGCCAUGAUCAAGGGCCUGCAGGUGCUGAUGGGCCGAAUGGAGAGUGUGUUCAACCACGCUAUCCGUCACACCAUCUACUCCGUCCUGCAGGAUUUUGCCCAGGUUACACUCAGAGAACCGCUACGCCAGGCCAUCAAAAAGAAGAAGAAUGUCAUCCAGAGUGUCCUCCAGGCCAUCCGUAAGACAAUCUGUGACUGGGAUGCAGGCAGAGAGCCACAUAAUGACCCGGCGCUGCGAGGCGAAAAGGACCCAAAAGGAGGAUUUGACAUCAAAGUUCCUCGUCGUGCAGUUGGUCCCUCUAGCACUCAACUGUAUAUGGUGAGAACGAUGCUGGAGUCUCUGAUUGCUGAUAAGAGUGGUGCUAAGAAAACUCUACGCAGCAGUCUGGAGGGGCCCAUAAUCUUGGACAUUGAGAAGUUCCAUCGUGAGUCCUUCUUCUACACGCACCUGCUCAACUUCAGUGAGACGCUGCAGCAGUGCUGUGAUUUGGCCCAGCUCUGGUUCCGCGAGUUCUUCCUGGAGCUUACAAUGGGCCGCCGUAUCCAGUUUCCCAUUGAGAUGUCUGUGCCCUGGAUCCUCACCGACCACAUCCUGGAGGCUAAGGAGGCCUCUAUGAUGGAGUAUGUGUUGUAUUCACUGGACCUGUACAACGACAGCGCACACUACGCUCUCACAAAGUUUAAAAAGCAGUUCCUCUACGAUGAGAUUGAGGCUGAGGUGAACCUCUGCUUUGACCAGUUUGUCUAUAAGCUUGCAGAUCAAAUUUUCGCCUACUACAAGAUUCUUGCCGGAAGUCUUCUUCUGGAUAAGAGGCUAAGAGCUGAAUGUAAGAAUCAGGGUGCCAACAUCCCAUGGCCUACGUCCAACCGCUAUGAGACUCUGCUAAAACAGAGACAUGUCCAGCUCCUAGGUCGAUCGAUUGACUUGAACCGUCUGAUCACCCAGCGAGUGUCCUCUGCGCUUUACAGAUCCCUUGAGCUGGCCAUCAACCGCUUUGAGAGCGAGGACCUCACCUCCAUCAUGGAGCUGGAGGGUUUGCUUGACAUCAACCGGAUGACCCAUAAGCUCCUUAGUAAGUAUUUGACACUGGACAGCAUGGACGCCAUGUUCCGUGAGGCAAACCACAACGUCUCCGCACCCUAUGGCAGAAUCACUCUGCAUGUGUUCUGGGAACUCAACUAUGACUUCUUGCCCAACUACUGUUACAACGGAUCCACGAACAGGUUUGUUCGUACUGUGCUGCCUUUUUCACAAGAGUUUCAGAGAGACAAGCCUCCCAACGCCCAGCCCCAGUACCUGUACGGCUCAAAGGCCUUGAAUUUGGCAUACAGUAGUAUAUAUGGACUCUACCGAAACUUCCUGGGACCCCCACAUAUCAAGGCUAUUUGUAGACUGCUGGGAUAUCAGGGCAUCGCCGUGGUGAUGGAAGAGCUGUUAAAGGUCGUCAAGAACCUGCUUCAAGGCACCAUCCUGCAAUAUGUGAAGACCCUGAUGGAAGUGAUGCCCAAGAUCUGCCGUCUGCCUCGCCAUGAAUACGGCUCUCCAGGCAUUCUGGAGUUCUUCCACCACCAGUUGAAGGACAUUGUGGAGUAUGCUGAGCUGAAAACUGUGUGCUUCCAGAACCUAAGGGAGGUUGGGAAUGCUUUACUCUUCUGCCUACUGAGUGAACAGAGCUUGUCUCAAGAGGAAGUAUGUGACUUGCUUCAUGCAGCGCCUUUCCAGAACAUCUUGCCAAGAGUUCAUGUUAAAGAGGGUGAGCGGCUGGAUGCAAAGAUGAAGCGGUUGGAGGCCAAAUACACAGCGCUGCAUAUGGUGCCUCUAAUUGAGCGUCUGGGAACCCCACAGCAAAUUGCCAUCGCCCGUGAAGGUGACCUUCUGACCAAAGAGAGGCUGUGCUGUGGUCUCUCCAUGUUUGAGGUUAUCCUGACUCGCAUCCGCGGUUAUUUUGACGACCCUAUCUGGCGUGGCCCGUUGCCCAGCAAUGGCGUAAUGCAUGUGGACGAGUGCGUGGAGUUUCACAGGUUGUGGAGUGCCAUGCAGUUUGUGUACUGCAUUCCUGUGGGAACACACGAGUUUACUGUCGAGCAAUGUUUUGGAGAUGGACUGAAUUGGGCCGGUUGCAUGAUUAUCACGCUAUUGGGUCAGCACAGACGCUUUGAUGUCCUCGACUUCAGCUAUCACCUUCUGAAGGUGCAGAAACACGAUGGCAAGGAUGAGAUCAUCAAGAGUGUGCCUCUAAAGAAAAUGGUUGACAGAAUUCGCAAGUUCCAGGUUCUGAAUGAUGAAAUCUUUACCAUUUUGAACAAGUACCUGAAGUCUGGGGACGGAGAGAAUAUGCCAGUAGAACAUGUGCGAUGCUUUCAGCCACCCAUCCAUCAGUCACUGGCCAGCAACUGAGAUUACAGCACAUUUCCAUGAGUAACAUGAUAGGAAACAUAUUUAGCGACCAGAGUUUAAUCUCUAGGACCAGAUUCACUGUCACAUUCUACUUUUUUGCGUAAGCCUGCAGUGUUCACAGAGCCAGUAAGCUGCCUUGUGAUUUGUCAAGCAUUUGUUAUGCACCAGUCAUUUGUAACAUUAUUGGUUUUGCACAUGUCUCAGGCUUUGGUAAAUCAGGCCAAAAUAUAUUUUAAACUGAUGCCCACAAAAGUGGCCUGGUUUCACUUAGUGUAUUUAAAGUUGAUUAUGUACACACGCGUGCCUUAUUAUAGACAAAUGGCCAUUUAUCUUUUAAGUGUUUUAAGUGUAAUGAUAGCACAGUGCAUUUUUUUAUGUUUUAUACAUGGAGAAAGUUGGGAAUGAGGGUAUGAAAAUGGCCUAGUGGGUUUUAUCAAUUGAUUAUUUAAGGCUUGCUGUGGUGAGAGACCAGCUAUAUAUCUAUUUUCUGUGUGGUGUUUUUAAACAAUUUUAUGGUAGAUUUCUUUUAUUAUCCUGAAUAAAUCUUUAAGCAUAACCAAGUUUUUACUCUUUAGAAACCUGUGCCUUUUUGUAUUUGAAUUAUGUAAUCAGAUUUUAAUUCAAUAAAUAUGCAUCAAAAAAUGGUUUCUACAAGAUUCCUUCACAAAUUAUAUAAAUAUGUACAUAUUAGGUCAACAAGUUAACCCAAACAUUUUAAUUGUCAUCAUUUACUCAAAUAUGGUGCAUCAAGAAAUAUUGUGCCAGGUUUGACAUCAAUGACGAGACACACAAGCGUCUUUGCCGCACCAUAUUUGUACUUAAUUCAAUUGCAAAUCAGAUUUGAGUGCUACAGCAGAGUGGAAGUCUUAUUUUCAAGAGUUAGAAUAUUGUGCAGAAAUUGUAUGGAUUGCUUUUUUGGAGGUUGACAGCCUUGGUCUCCAUUUAAUGGAAUAGUUAACCCAAAAAUAGAAAAAUCUUUAAUUUAUUGAUCCUUAUGCUCUCUCUUAGCUUCAUUUUAAUUCUUCUGUGGAACACAAGUGGGGACUACUGAUAACAAGUUACAUUUUGGUCUACUUCUCAACUAAAACUGAUCAUAUCCCUUCAGAAGACAUAAAACCACUCAAUUAUUUUGAUAGAUUAACUUUAUAUUCUGCUUAUAUUUCCUUUUUGGAGAUUUAAUCCCAUUUUGGACCCAUUGACUUGCAUUGUAUGUAUACACCAAUCAGCCACAACAUUAAAACCACCUGCCUAAUAUUGUGUUGGUCCCCCUUGUGCCGCAUUCUGAGAUGAUAUUCUUCACCACAAUUGUAGAGAGCGGUUAUCUGAGUUACCGUAGACUUUGUCAGUUCAAACCAGUCUGGACAUUAUCUUUUGACCUCCCUCAUCAACAAGUCGUUUUUGUCCACAGAACUGCCGCUGACUGGAUGUUUUUGGCACCAUUCUGAGUAAAUUCUAGAGACUGUUGUUUGUGAAAAUCCCCAGAGAUCAGCAGUUACAAAAAUACUCAAACCAGCCCAUCUGGCCAUCAGCCAAUCGUGUGGCAGCAGUGCAUAAAAUCAUGCAGAUAUGUGUCAGGAGCUUCAGUUAAUGUUCACAUCAACCAUCAGAAUGGGGGAAAAUAAUAUCUUAAUGAUUUGGACCGUGGCAUGAUUGUUGGUGCCAGACUGGUUGAUUUGAGUAUUUCUGUAACUGCUGAUCUCCUGGGAUUUUCACAAACAACAUCCAAAAAAACAUCCAGUCAGUGGCAGUUCUGUGGAUGGAAACGACUUGUUGAUGAGGGAGAUCAAAAGGGAAUGACCAGACUGGUUUGAACUGACAAAGUCUACGGAAACCCAGAUAACUGCUUUGUACAACUGUGCUGAGAAGAAUAUCAUCUUAGAAUGCUAUUCUGAGAUGCAGGUUUACUGUUUUGGCGGAACAAGGGGGACUGACACAAUAUUGGGCAGGUGGUUUUAAUAUUGUGACUGAUCUGUGUAUAAACCCAUUAUAUCCUUGAAUAUAUAUCUUUGUGUUCUGCAGAAGAAUGCAAGUCAUUCGAGUUUGAGACGGCAUAAGAAAAAAAAAAGAACUCUGGACAUUCUGCAAAACAUGUUUCAUAUUCUACAGAACAAACAGGUUGAAAAAAAUUGAAGUAAAACAUUAUACUGCGUUGGAGUGACUUGAGGGGGUGUAUAUGAUAAACUCCUUUAAAUUAGACUACACUUUUGUUACAUUUACAUAAGGCCUUCUCAUUUCACUUGGAUGUCUUUAUUACAAAAUCAAAGCAACUACCGAUUUUUGUAGAAAGAAACUCAGUGCAUGUAAAUUGAGAUAUCUGUACAUAAAAUAUAACAAGUCUCUUAAAAACAUACAGGUGUAUAUUUACAGUGCUACAUGAGGAAUGAGAAGAAGCCUUAGCAUGUAGUCUAAUCUGAAACAAGUGGGGUAAGGCGAAUAAAACAAAACCUUUAGUACAGAUUGGUCCAUCAGGUUUCUUUUUUACCUCUAGUUUUGAUUGUCUUGGUUUUUAUCUCAUAGCAAAAAAAAAAAUACAAAAAAAAAUACAAA
Messenger RNA from Xyrauchen texanus (razorback sucker), 6533 nucleotides. RefSeq names its product cytoplasmic FMR1-interacting protein 1 homolog. Gene Ontology annotation, cellular component: neuron projection; SCAR complex; synapse. NCBI's taxonomy places the organism in Eukaryota, Metazoa, Chordata, Actinopteri, Cypriniformes, Catostomidae. Gene Ontology annotation, biological process: regulation of translation; axon guidance; regulation of actin filament polymerization. Gene Ontology annotation, molecular function: RNA 7-methylguanosine cap binding; small GTPase binding. The record is from RefSeq and is a predicted model, not a curated record. Bases 225 to 3986 code for a protein of 1253 amino acids. The transcript is spliced from 31 exons.